This is a messenger RNA of Acanthopagrus latus (yellowfin seabream), 5289 nucleotides long. RefSeq names its product brevican core protein-like. Lineage: Eukaryota; Metazoa; Chordata; Actinopteri; Spariformes; Sparidae. Gene Ontology annotation, biological process: cell adhesion. Gene Ontology annotation, molecular function: hyaluronic acid binding. The record is from RefSeq and is a predicted model, not a curated record. The transcript is spliced from 14 exons. Bases 179 to 4648 code for a protein of 1489 amino acids.
GUGGGUCGGACGGCAGUGAUACCUGCAGAGCAGAGCAGAGCAUCAGCACAGCCGCCUCAGCCCUCACACAGGACAGUCGCACUGCAGCAAGCUGAGAGCAGCUGACGGGAAAAUACUUUUUUUUUUCUUUUUUUCAGUAAACAGCCAAGAAGUCAAUCCAUCCUGCAUCAGCUGAACAAUGCUGCUGAGAAGAAUCCGACAUGUCCAAAUACUUCUCGUCGCAGUCUGCCGCCUCACUCUGGCCUUCCCCACACAAACUACAUCUGCAUUCGGUGAUGUUAUGCAGCUCCAGGUGAACAUCCCCCACUCAGGUCCAGUUUCCGCCCCACUGGGCAGCUCCAUCUCCAUCCCCUGCUUGGUAUCGCUGUCCUCCGCACCCACCUCCUCCUCCUCCGCCCCUGUUGCACCUCGGGUCAAGUGGACGGUGGUGUCCGGCGGGGUGGAAACGCAGAUCUUGGUGGCGCGGGGUCAAAGGGUGAAGGUAAAUGAGGCGUACCGAGACCGCGCCGCCUGGCUCAACUACACCUCCUCCCCCGAUGAUCUGUCGCUUUGGCUGGGAGAUCUACGCUCCAGUGACUCAGGUCACUAUCGCUGCGAGGUGCAGCAGGGCCUGGAGGACGCCAGCGACCUCGUAGAGCUCAAGGUCAAAGGGGUUGUAUUCCACUAUAGAGAUGCUCUGGGCCGCUAUGCGUUCUCCUUCCCUCAGGCCCAGAGGGCUUGCGAGGCCAUCGGGGCACAAAUUGCCACUCCUGACCAGCUGCUGGCAGCUUAUUACGACGGCUACGAGCAGUGUGAUGCAGGCUGGCUGGCAGAUCAGUCUGUCAGGUAUCCAAUCCAAGUGCCCCGCGAAGGUUGCUAUGGAGACAUGGAUGGCCAACCAGGAGUGAGAAAUUAUGGGACAAUGGAUCCAGAGGAUCUCUUUGAUGUUUACUGUUAUGUGGAGGAAACUGAAGGGGAGGUGUUUCACGACUCCGUCCCACAGCUGCUGUCGUUCGAUGAAGCGCAGUCAUACUGCAGAGCUACCGGAGCAGAGCUGGCUACAACUGCUCAGCUGUACUUGGCAUGGAGUGAAGGUAUGGACCGCUGCAGCCCCGGCUGGCUGUCUGACGGCAGUGUCCGCUACCCCAUCAUAACCCCUAGAGAUCGCUGUGGAGGGCCGCAGCCAGGCGUCAAAACACUCUACCGCUUCAGCAACCAAACCGGCUUCCCAGAGCCCUCCAGCCUUCAUGACGUUUAUUGUUUCAAAGAUAAUAGAGACACUCAUACUGACUCUCCUAUGGACUAUAUGGCCACGGAGCCUGAGCACAUCAAACAAGAUGUUGUUAUUCUUGUGGAAACAGAUCAUGAGCUGCACCUGAACCAACAUGCAGAACAGGUGGAGCUCAAAGCUCAAAGGGUAGUCGAAUCUUUCCCCCUUUUCUCCAGCCCUUCCACUGAGGAGAGCCCCACAGACACAGCUGAGUUUUCCCUAAACACCACACCUCCGUUGGACUUUCUCCAAGCACAUAAUGAAACUUCAUCUCCUACAGAAAUGAGCUCCCAGAAUCCUACAGCACCGAUGAACGGCAAUAUUAGUGCCACAGAGAUGUACAAUUCCCCACAAAACACAUCGUUACUGCUCAGUGUUUACAAUCAGACAGAUUCCCACCACAAUCUAAACUUCACCUUUUCAGAGUCUGAGCCUGAAAGCACCACAGAGUUUCCCGAAUCCACUAAUGAGCCUCAAACACAUAACCAGACAGUUACAGACACAAAUUCUGAGGAGAAUACAUCCGAGCGACCAAAGGAUUCUCAAGAAAUACAACAGAUCAACUUGAGCUUUAACAGAUCACGGGCCAAUUACACCGAGUCCGACAGCAAUCGCACUCAAGAGGAGAGUUUCUGGGAGGUGACCCACGACCCCAUGGUUCAGGUGAAGCUGGAGGAGGCAGUAGUAGAAGAUCCUGUGCAGAUGUCUCUGUCAACACAAGCCUCGAAAGAAGAAGAAGAACUUGUUACACAACCAGCACAAACUACAAAAUCUUCCCUCAAGGAGCUGACCUCAGUGUGGGCUCCUCUGGACGGGUCUGGAGAUAUUUCUCAAGAGAGUAACCUUGACACUGAAGCAGUCAGCUUCAUCUCCACGUCAGAGUCUUCUACUUCCCGGUCCACUACUCAUCCGUCACCUUCUGCUUCUGCUAGCGGUGCUCCUGCUAAGUCUCAGACUGAGGUCCCCGGUCUGAUGCUCACCUCAGUGUCACACCAUUCAGGCAAAACUGGCUUGGAUAUCUUCUCAACAGCACCACAGCUGUGGGAAUCACCCAUUUCUAGACAGGAGGGAAGUACAAGCUUGGAGUUUGAAGACACAGUCACUAUGGAAAAUGAAGAAAAACAGAUGCAUCCAACAAGAUCUGGACCCAGUGUUGUUUCUGGAAGAAGUUCAACUACUACUGAGUCUCUCACUGAGUUGCCGUUUGAUCCCUUCAUACCACGGUACCAAACAUCAGGUUACAGGGUGUAUUUGGAGUCAGCGACUGCUGGGUAUGAAGAGGCAAGUGGACAAGAACCUGGGACAGUUACUGCAAGCCCGGAAGAAGACGUUAAAGUUACCCCAACCGUUGAAGGUGGUGUUAAUAUUAGCAAAAUCACUGAAGAGGAAAAUAAAGUCACUCAAACUCUUGAAGAGGAAGCUACAGUAACCCCAACGCUUGAAGACAAAACAAAAGUUUACCCAACUCUUGAAGAGGAACUUUCCUUAUCACUGGAAGAAGGAACAAAUGCUACCCCAACCCUUGAAGAAGAAGCUAACAUUGCAGCGUCCUAUGAGGAAGAAGCUAAGACUACUGCAUCCCAUGAAGAAGAAGCGAACAUCCCAACAACCCUAUCCCUUGAUAAAGAAUCUAGCAUUGCCCCAACCCUUGCCCAUGAAGAAGAAGCUAACGUUACUGCAUCCCGUGAAGAAGAAGCUAACGCCCCAACAACCCUAUCCCUUGAUAAAGAAUCUAGCAUUGCCCCAACCCUUGCCCAUGAAGAAGAAGCUAACGUUACUGCAUCCCGUGAAGAAGAAGCUAACGCCCCAACAACCCUAUCCCUUGAUAAAGAAUCUAGCGUUGCCCCAACCCUUGCCCAUGAAGAAGAAGCUAACAUUACUGCAUCCCGUGAAGAAGAAGCUAAUGUUACUGCAUCCCGUGAAGAAGAAGCUAAUGUUACUGCAUCCCGUGAAGAAGAAGCCAACAUUGCCCCAACAUUUGAAGAAGUUCAUGUUGCCCCAACCCUUGCCAUUGAAGAAGAAGAUAAUGUUAGCCCAAUUCAUGACCUUGAAGAAGAGGGUAGUGUCGCCCCGACCAUUGAAGAGGAAGCUAGCACUACCCCAACUGUUGAAGAAGAAGCUAGCACUACCCCAACUGUUGAAGAAGAAGCUAGCAUUACCCCAACCGGUGAAGAGGAAGCAAGCGUUACCCUCGAGGAGGAUUUUACUGUCUUUCCUCUCGAUAUAGAAACAUCUAACUGGGCUCUGCUGUCCACCACCACCAGACCCCAAGAGUCUCUGAACGAUCUAGAGUACAACAGAAAAACCUCCACAGCAGCUCCAGAUUCCUCCUCGGGCACAAAACCUACUGCUGCUGCCACAAAGACGACAACCACGACCGCCAGGACCACCACGCACUGGUCCAGACGCACCUGGAGCCCACCGACCACCUCAGCACCGAAGGUUCUCCACAAGACAGCUGAGCCCCGGCAGGUGACGGCAUUCAUCCCUCCAGUGGAUCAAGGUCUGGUGGAUGUUGAGUUUAGUCUCACCCAGCCUCCCACCCUGCUUAUCUUGCCCAAUGAGCGGGCAGCUGUAGGCGGUACAGGGAAAGUUUCAGAUGCCUGUGUGGGAGAACCAUGUCUCAACGGAGGCACGUGCACCGACCGAGACGGUGAGAUCAAAUGUCUCUGUUUGCCAACAUACGGGGGAGACUUCUGUCAGACCGAUGUGGAGCGAUGCGAGCCAGGCUGGGAUAAGUUCCAGGGUUUCUGCUACCGACACUUCGGCCAGCGCCUGAGCUGGGAGGUGGCGGAGCAGCACUGUCGCAUGCUGGGAGCUCACCUGGUGUCCAUCAUGACCCCUGAGGAGCAGAGUUACAUCAACAACAACUACAAAGAAUACCAGUGGACCGGUUUGAAUGAUAAGACCAUCGAGGAUGAUUUCCGCUGGUCUGAUGGAAACCCGCUGCUGUAUGAGAACUGGUACAGAGGGCAGCCAGACAGCUAUUUUCUCUCCGGUGAAGACUGUGUGGUGAUGGUGUGGCACGACGAUGGACGCUGGAGCGACGUACCCUGCAACUACCACCUCGCGUACACCUGCAAGAAGGGCACCUCCUCGUGUGGGCCGCCGCCAAAGGUCCGAAACGCCUCCAUGUUUGGAAAGGUUCGGCAGAGAUAUGAGACCGGUGCGGUCGUGCGUUAUCACUGCGCUCAGGGUUUCCAGCAGAGACUGAAUCCUCUGAUCAGGUGUCUGUCUGGAGGAAGGUGGGAGAGACCCCAGAUCCUCUGCAUCCCUGAGGCGGGAGGUCCGACCCAACACCCUGAAGUGACGUCGCUGACAAACACCAACUUUGCCGCCAUCGAAGACGAGUUUGAAGCCACUAAAGAGACGCCGCAGUACUGGGACAUCCGGUUUUAGUCAGCCACGCUUUCCUCAACUUCCUCUCUUAGAUUCUGAAGAUGACAAGAAUCGAAUGCUUUUACCAAUGAACGUCGAACAGGACACAGCGAAACCACAGAUGCAUUAAGACACAAAGUUUUCCUCUCAGCCAAGAAGCCUGAGUGCACAACCGUUCCUACUUUUUGAUGCCCUUUAGAAUAUUUUCCACCGUAGACUUUAAGAUUUUAAUGCAACGAAAGGAAGAGCGAUGAAGAGGAUGAAUUGAUUAGCUGAUGAGUCCUUUUCACUCGAAAGAAAGCUCCAAAUCCCAGCCCUCGGUCCACCUUGGUAGAAAAGAUGUAAUAAGAACCAUUCCCUUUGUGGUUCUUUCUAUAAAAUGGUGCUAAUAUCUCCAAGACCUUUGUAUCCAACGGAGGUUUUUGUUUUCAGUGCGAUGUAGGAACAGAGAGCCUACUUUUCAAACUCCAAAGCACAAAGUUCAAACUCGACAGUCAAUAAAUACUGUACAUACAUUAGUUUCCACACCUGUGAUUGCUUCCCACAUUUUUUUCCCUGAGAGAAACCUUUUUAUUUCCAGCCGACACAGUUUUGUUCGUCAGCUUUAUGUUGUAAUAAAGUUUUGUAGAACAGAACAAAGAAUAAAUUCUUCUCCCUUUUUA